ACGAGACUGGAAAAGAAUUAAGUAUGCGUCCCCAGCAUGAAAUUAUUGACGAUGAAAGUAAGGGCAGAGUUGAUUACGCAAUAAAAGUAAUUGGAUCAAUGGUGAAUAGACUACGAUUUUCCAAGUCGCGCUAA
Messenger RNA from Acaulospora morrowiae, 134 nucleotides. Lineage: Eukaryota; Fungi; Glomeromycota; Glomeromycetes; Diversisporales; Acaulosporaceae. The record is from the annotation of a GenBank genome assembly.